This is a messenger RNA of Diaporthe citri, 942 nucleotides long. RefSeq lists its product as uncharacterized. The transcript is spliced from 4 exons. NCBI's taxonomy places the organism in Eukaryota, Fungi, Ascomycota, Sordariomycetes, Diaporthales, Diaporthaceae. The coding region runs from base 1 to 942 and encodes 313 amino acids. The record is from RefSeq and is a predicted model, not a curated record. Gene Ontology annotation, molecular function: protein binding.
AUGUCUCAAUCAGACGAUUCAGAGUCGCAGCCGGAUGCUGAUGGCGAUGCGCCAUCAUCGAAGAAGCUCAAAUCUGAGAAUGCCCACAAAUUCAUGGUCAGUGAUCUGAGUCUCCUUGAGACUGCAGACUUCAGCGACGUGAUAUUGCGCUGCGGCAACAAGGCAUGGAACGUUCACAAGAGCAUCGUCUGCAAGAGAUGCGUCUGGUUUGAGAAAGCCCUUACUGGUAGCUUCGAGGAAGCCGAGACCAAAAAGAUCACGCUCACCGACAUCGCGCCAGAGCUUGUCGAAGUUGUUGUCCGCUACCUCUACUCAGGUGCCAUCGACAACGCCGCCGUCCAAAAGUGCGAGGGCGAUUCCAUCGUCAGCAAGUACGUCAGCCUCUGGUCCGUCGCCGACUUCUUCCUCCUAGAGCCACUCCAGAAGGACGUCAUUUCCGCCAUUGAAGGUCAUUUCGAGGUCAACAUGAAGCUCAUGUGUGACGCGAAAUGGUACAUUGGUGGCGAUGAGGGCAAAGCCAUUGUUCAAGAGUUCUUCAGUGGUGCGGCCGCUACGUACCGUCACUUUCCACACGCCAAGCCCUGUCGAGAAGUCCUCAUAGACUACGCGCAUGCCAUAAGGCUGAACCUGUACCGUUCGGAUGACUUCGUCCAAAGAAUCGACGAAUUUCCCGAGCUUGCCUCCGACCUGUUCCUGGUUGCAGUCAAGGGGCGCGAGAGCAGGUGGGCUGGCAGCUGCAAGGCGGAUUACCGCAAUUAUUGGGCGCAUUACAAGUGCAUGGGCUGCAAAUGCGUUGCCAAAGAGACGGCCAGCUGGCAUGUGGAUCCACAGACGACAGGCAAGAACAUCAGGAUCAUGGAGGUCUCGUGGAAGUGCGAGACGUGCGUGGGAAAGUCAGGCUAUCCAUGGGAGGGUCGUCGUGACGCACAGCCUGAGAAGUAG